UUGUUGCAGAAGGUGUUGAGCUCUGUUUAAAACACUGCAGAGUGGCUCGCCAGUGUUUUCCUUGCAGGCCUAUCACAAAUUACCGAAGUUGGCAAACCCAACUCCAAAACUCUUCCAGUUCAUUUCUACACCAGGCUCAUGCUACCCUGAGCAACGUUUGGCAGUAGAAGGGCUAUCCUAUCAGUCCAGCUCUAGACAGCCGGGACGGUGAACCUUAAGGACUCUGGAUUUGUCUCAGACGGUCAGCGGCGCUAUGGAUGAGGAUGCUCUGCUCGAUUACGAGUACCCGGUGCUGGAGCCCGUACCGCCAAGGGUACAGCUUGAAAUAAUCUCCCCGUGUGACCCCACGGCUGACGACAGACUCUACCACAUUUGCAUCACUGCUGUGUCUCUUGUCGUCAUGCUGAUCCUGGCCAUUCUAGCGAGGCGGACCAAGCUGGCCGACGGACAGAGAGGACUGCCAGGGCUGCUCAGUCCGGUCAACUUCCUGGACCACACCCAGCACAAGGGCCUGGGCGUGGCGGUGUUCGGCGUGCUCUUCUGUAAACUCUGCGGUCUGGUGGUCUCCCCGAACCCCCUGCCCUUCAUCACAGACCCAGAGAACAAACAGAACUGGAUGAUCCUGGCCCUGCUGUACUACCCGGCGCUGUGCUACCCGCUCCUGGCAUGUGGGACCUUACAUAACAAAGUGGGCUAUGUGCUCGGUAGCCUGUUGUCAUGGACACACUUUAGCGUCCUGGUGUGGCAGAAAAUCGACUGCCCCGCGACACCCCAGAUCCACAAGUAUUACGACCUCUUCGCCAGCCUUCCACAAAUAGCCUGCUUGGCAUUCCUCAGUUUCCAGUAUCCGCUCCUCCUCUUCAAGGGCUUAAAGGGCACAGAGAAGAAUAAUGGUGGAGAGGAUCUGGACAGCAGCUACUACAGAGACUAUGUGAAGAGAAUCCUCCAGAAGAAGAAGCCGUCCAGUGUUGGAGCAUCAAGCACAGAGAAGCCCCACCUCCUCCGGAGGAUGGAAGAGGCGGUGAAGUCUUACAUUUAUACACCUGAGGAUGUUUUCCGUUUUCCUAUGAAGUUGGCCAUAUCUGGUGUGGUUUCCUUUAUUGCCCUUUACCAGGUUGCCCUGCUACUGGUUUUGGCAGUGGUGCCAGCGCUUCAAAUCGCCCGUAUGGGUGUCACCGAGGAGAUCGCAUACCUGCUGGCAGGCUUCAAGAUUCACCUGUCCUCGGACAACGCAGAGGUCGUCCGGAUCGUGGUGUACUACAUCUGGUGUGUGGAAGUGUGCUACGUCUCAGCGCUGACCCUGGUCUGCUUGGUCAACCUCGCAAUGCUCAUGAGGUCCAUGGUCCUGCAUCGGUCCAACCUGAAGGGCUUGUACCGAGGAGACAUCUACAGCGUCUACCACUGCCAGAGGAGCGUCAGGCCGUCCCGCCCGGCACUGGUCUGCUGGAUGGGCUACACCAGCUUCACGGCCGCCCACCUCUGCUUAGGCAUGAUCAUCCAAACCCUGGUGUUCUUCCUCUGCCUGUUGGUUGCAGUCUUCCUCAUCAUUGUCCCUGUCCUGCAUGGAGAGAACCUGAUCCUCUUCAAGCUUCUAUGGAGCAUGUGGCCUUUCUGGUUGAUGCUUCUCCUGGCGGUGCUGAUCCAACACAUCUCAGCCAGGUGUUUCUUCAUCAAGAAAACAGCGGGAACCAGAGACCUCGACAACAGGGGCGGUCUGUUCCUGAUGACCUACCUGCUGUUCCCGGUCAACGUGCUGCUGGGCGUCCUGCUGGGGGUGUGGCGCAUGGCCAUCACCGCCCUCUUCAACAUCGUGCACUUGGGCCGCACGGACAUCAGCCUCCUGAACCGCAGCGUGGAGGCCUUUGACCCAGCCUACCGCUGUUACGCUCAUUAUCUGAAGAUUGAGGUGAGCCAGUCCCACCCGGUGAUGAAGGCCUUCUGCGGCCUUCUGCUCCAGGGUGCCGGCCAGGACCCCGACCCCACCCAGAGAGAGCGGGAUGCCGAGGAAGGGAUCCAGCUGGUCCAGCAGGAGAAGAAACUGCAGAAGGUGUCUGCGGCCAAGAGGGCCAGGGCUCACUGGCGGCUGCUCUACACGCUGGUCAACAACCCCUCCCUGGUGGGCAGCAGGAAGCACUUCAAGCACCGCGCCGCCGAGGGCUUCCUGAACGGGAGCCUGAAGCCCACCGCUUCCACGAAGGGCAGCAAGAGGGAGGCGGCGACCAAGGAGCCGGCAGUGCCCGCAACCGGGAACUGAGCGUGUCACUUCCCCUUUUCCAGUUCCCUUUUCCUUUGGAGAGUAGAGACUUCAUUCGCUAAGGCUUCUUCUUCUUCUUUUUUCAAGGGGUUUAUGUCCGUGGAUCAAAUGGGUGCAGGCUUUAUGCAUGCAUAGAUUUCUGAUCUAUAUUUUGCUAAAAAAAAAAAGAAGAGAGAAAUAAGUGCACUUAUAGCAACGUGCCUCAGGUAGUGCUUUAAUGUUUCCAGUUUAAUCUUGCGAGGUCUCUGGUCCCACGGUCCGUGUGUCUGACUGUCCGACUGUGUCUUACUCUGUGACUGUCUGACUGUGUGACUGCCGCGUCUCCAGCAGAGCAGAAGACCAGCGUGUGUGUGACGGAAUUCUUCCGCAGUCCACGCUAUUUGAAAGGAUGCAUCGUUCUAUCUGACCUUGUGCAUUUAGUUAGGGGUGUCACCUUUUAAAACAUGAACAUAUCCAUUAGUGUGGCUUGAGGUGUAUUUUGAUCUAAUGGUGUAUGGAUUCCUUAACAAAAGAAAAAGGGGUUAAAAUUAGCCUACAUCCUUUUCCAGAGCGCAACUGUGAUGAGUGACUAUUUAUAAAUUAACAGAAUAUUAUUUUGGGAGACAAAUAAAUCAUUUUCAUUGUGUUAUUAGAGUAGGCCUCUAUUUGUUAUUUACAUCAAACUUAUAUUAUGUGUAAAUUGUAUGAAGGCCUACAGUAAAAUAAUAAAUUAUUUUUCAUGCCCUCCUCUA
Molecule: messenger RNA, 2985 nt
Organism: Gadus morhua (Atlantic cod)
Lineage: Eukaryota; Metazoa; Chordata; Actinopteri; Gadiformes; Gadidae
Gene: stra6
Product: signaling receptor and transporter of retinol STRA6
Exons: 18
Coding region: 254-2254 (666 amino acids)
Biological process (GO): vitamin A import into cell
Cellular component (GO): plasma membrane
Molecular function (GO): signaling receptor activity; retinol transmembrane transporter activity
Source: RefSeq, a predicted model, not a curated record